This is a messenger RNA of Athene cunicularia (burrowing owl), 2176 nucleotides long. It is a transcript of the gene SACK1F, whose product is annotated as family with sequence similarity 83 member F. NCBI's taxonomy places the organism in Eukaryota, Metazoa, Chordata, Aves, Strigiformes, Strigidae. The transcript has 5 exons. Bases 125 to 1648 code for a protein of 507 amino acids. The record is from RefSeq and is a predicted model, not a curated record.
GCAGGGCGGCGCAGCCGCUCCACCCGUCGGGGCGGGCUCGGGCAGGCCAGGUGAGGCGGGCCCGGCUCUGCCUUUACCUCCUUCCGCAGCCUCCCGGCUGCCCGGCGCUGCGGGUGACGGCAGCAUGGCGGAGUCCCAGGUGCUCCUGCUGGACGAGUCGCACGUCAACGAGAAGGUGACGGAGGCCCAGGCCCGCUUCUACUACAGCGAGGAGCAGCGCCGAGCCCUGGAGGCGCUGGUGACCCGGGGCGAGGGGGCCUAUCGGGAGGCGCUGAGGAAGGAGCAGCUUCGCGACUUUCUCUCCAGCCGGGAGCUGCAGGCCCUGCGGGGCGGCUGGCGGGGAUACGACGACCCCCGGGAGGGCGGCAAGGUAGCGCGGGGGCCCGGCGGCGAGACCCUCUCGCUGGCCUACUGGCCCGAGUGCUCAGACACAGAGGUGCCCCCGUUGGACUUGGGCUGGACCGACAAGACCUUCUAUCGGGGCAUCAGCCGAGUGGCCCUCUUCACGCACCCCCGCAAGGAGGAGGGCGCGCCCCACCUGAAGGAGGUGGUGCGGGAGAUGAUCCAGCAGGCACAGAAGAUUAUUGCAGUGGUCAUGGAUGUAUUUACAGAUCGGGACAUCUUCCGUGAUAUUGUUGAUGCAGCAUAUAAGCGCUGGAUCCCAGUCUACAUAAUCCUAGAUGAGGAGGGUGUGAAGCUCUUCCUGGAAAUGUGCAGAUGCCUUGACCUCAGUGAUUUGCAGAUCCGGAACAUCCGCAUACGUUCUGUGACAGGAGUUGGGUUCUACAUGCCAGCAGGGAAGAUCAGAGGCACAUUGGCAUCCCGAUUCCUGAUGGUGGAUGGUGAAAAGGUGGCCACUGGGUCAUACAGCUUCACAUGGAGUUCAUCCCACAUCGACAGAAACAUCCUGCUAGUCUUGACAGGACAGCACGUGGAGAUGUUUGACAUUGAGUUUCGUGAGCUCUAUGCCAUCUCAGAGGAAGUUAAUUUCUACAAGGAACUAGGUAUUGCUAACCCAUCCCUUCUUGUAACUGGGAAGCCAGGCCUUCAUUCCUCCACUGUGGCUCGGAAGUUCAUUAACCCCAAGUAUGGUUUAGUGGCAGGGGCAACCCGUGGUGAUAUGAUGCUCUGGGCUUCACGACACAGGCAGGAUAAUCAGGGGGACAUAGAAAAGGAGGAAACAAGUGAGUCAAAGAAACGGUUAAAUCAGUUUCUGAAUGAUUUAGUCACAUUGGAGCAAGAGUUCCCAGAAAUUGAUCCACCACUGGAGAACGUGAACAAGCUGAAUCGGAGCCCUCAGAAACUGUUCUCCCGGCUCCACAUGGACCUGAAAAAUAAAUCCAAAUCCAGAGAGUCUAUUCAUGACGUGAAGAAAGAAAAUGCACAGGCCAAUUCAAAGCAAGGAAAACGUUUUGCCAGUGGGCUUUUCAGUCGCAAGGCCAAACGGUCUCCAGGCUCAAGCAUUGAGGCUAAUUCUUUUGCCAGUGAAGGACAUUCAGGAGAAGACCUUGGGAACAUGAAACUGGAAUAUGAGCGACUCAGCAUUGGUCAUGGAAGUGUUCGGAGCACUGGAGGCAUCUCAGGUAACCUAAGUCCAAACUCCACUACAAGCGAUAAAACCAAACAAUCUACCUGUGUGUUAUCUUGAUUGGGAAGGAUUGUCUGGAGAACUGAAGACUAAACAAGCUGGAACAGUAACCUCUUGACUGAUUUUGAACCUACAGCUAUGUCCUUACACAGUGGUCUGAAAAGCCACUGUCUGGUCCUGGAUGCACCUGGCACCCCCACUUAAAGCACAUUUGCUGCGUAAAGCAUAGACUUUGGAUGGUUGGUCCCUUAAAUGAGGGUUAGAUGAAUGUAUUAGUCCUUAUGUCUGUGUGCACACAUUUUUAUAUAUAAAAACGACUGUGAUGACUGGUCUCAGAGCUCGCUCUGUGUCCAGAUAAAUGCAGAUUUUCUGACUUACUUGUGCUGCUACUUCAGUCUGUCUAGCUACAGACUCAGAAUCACUGUGUUGCAUUGUUUACUCUGCUGCACUGCAGAAAUGUAGUGGUCUGACUGGCUGGAAGGCUAAAUCCAAUUGAAGUGGCAAAUUCUGGGUGAAAUAAGGAUGUUUACAGACAGUGUAGCAAUCCUUUGUCCACAAGGAGUCUUUUUGUAGAUUCCUGUUAUCACU